AACUAAAACUUGAAUAGUGCGUUUUUGUCCAGCGGUGUAGUUUGGAGACAGCCCCUUAUGGACUCUCAUAGACCGGUGCCCAGAUGAAGUUUUUUCCCGGUGGCUAUUCUGAGGUAAAAUGAGCUAGUCUUUUUUUUUAGUAACUGGUUUUACUUCAUGUGCGCUUCUUUCUUGAAGAAUAUUGUACCGUUUCGUCUGUACCUUAUGUAAACCGGUUGAACAGGUAUAAAACCUGAGCUACGCUUCCUCUCUGUGGCUCGCACCAUUACCCCACGUACACAUCUGUUCAACCCGACAUGAAGAGAAACGGCGCGUAUAAGGUUUUGUCCGUAUUGUCGUUUUUCAUCGUGCUGCUGUUCAUGUUUCUGUUUUGGUUCUUUAUAUUUUACUCAAUUACAAUUGCAUCAUAAGAAAGACACAAGAGAUACACACACUGACGUUAGCAUCUGCUAAACUGUGAGGCUACUUACCCACAAUGCAAUGCUCUGUUGACAAGUCCCGCUAUCACAUGAUCACCACCAGGAAGUAAGGAUUUCUGAUUGUCGUACUUGGCUGCUCAUCCUGUCAGUGAAGUUGUAAUGGCAUCUGACACCAGUGAGGCAGCGUCCUCCACUCAAGACCUCAAGCUGCAGUUUGCUCCCUUCAGCAGUGCUCUGGAGGCCGGCUUCUGGCACCAGCUCACUCAGAAGAAACUCAACGACUACAGAUUGGACGAAAGCCCCAAGUGUAUCAAAGGAUACUACUACAAUGGUGACCCACUUGGUUUGCCCACUCGCCUGACAUUGGAGUUCAGUGCAUUUGAAGUGGACGGUCCUACGCCAGCCCGUUGCUGUCCAACUAUUGGAACGCUGUAUAACACCAACACACUCGAUGCCUUUAAGACCUCUGAUAAGAAAGCUCUUCUGGAGAAAGAGGCCAAGGAGAUAUGGGAUGCUAUACAGUCUGGGGCUGCUCUGAAGGACCCAUCCAUCCUCUGCAAAUUCAUCCUGCUGACCUUUGCAGAUUUGAAGAAGUACCACUUCUACUACUGGUUCUGCUUCCCUGCUCUUUGUUUCCCAGAAGGAAUAAAGAUUGUCAAACAGCCUUCUGGCCUAGAACAAGUUUUCUCAGCAAAACAGAUCACAGCCUUGCAGGAUGCCUAUGACUCCAUGUGUAUCAAAAAAGAGACCUCUGCAGUGCCUUACUUCCUAAUGAAAUACACAGAGGACACUGUUCAGAUGGCUCCACUCGGUGACUGGGACACGUUCUUCACUGAUACUAAGAAGGUUACUGUGGGCGUCUAUGAUCCGUGUACUCUGUCUCAACAUCCGGGCUGGCCACUGAGAAAUCUGCUGGUCCUCUUAGCUUACCGAUGGGGCUCUAAGCUGGACACAGUGGAGGUGCUGUGUUUCAGGGACAGAACUCUGCAGGGGAGCCGCUCCAUUCAGCACAGUGUCAUCUUCCAGAUAAAACUACCUGAGCUUCCCCUCAACUCAGCGUGUCCCAAGAGCGUAGGUUGGGAGAAGAACCCAAAGGGGGCCAUGGGACCCAGGAUGGUCAACCUCAGUGAAUGCAUGGACCCUAAAAGGCUUGCGGAGUCAUCAGUGGACCUGAACCUGAAGCUGAUGAGAUGGAGGCUGGUUCCUACCUUGGACCUGGACAAGGUUGUCUCCACAAAGUGUCUCCUGCUGGGAGCAGGGACUCUUGGCUGCAAUGUAGCCAGGACUCUCAUGGGAUGGGGAGUGAGACACAUCACAUUUGUAGACAACGCAAAGAUUUCCUACUCCAAUCCAGUUCGGCAGCCGCUCUAUGAGUUUGAAGACUGUCUCGGAGGAGGGAAGUCCAAAGCCCUGGCAGCUGUUGACCGCCUCACCAAGAUCUUUCCUGGCGUGAAUGCAGAGGGUUUCAACAUGAGCAUCCCUAUGCCCGGUCACCCAGUGAAUUUCUCUCAGGACACUCUUUCCCAGGCUCAGAGGGAUGUCGAGCACCUGGAGAAGCUCAUUUCAGAACAUGAUGUAAUCUUCUUAUUAAUGGAUACGAGGGAGAGCCGCUGGCUGCCCACAGUGAUAGCUGCAAGCAAGAGAAAGCUUGUGAUGAACGCCGCGCUAGGCUUCGACACAUUUGUCGUAAUGCGCCACGGCCUGAAGAAACCCCCUGUCAGUGUUUCUGCAGGGGCCGACUCCUCCACUUCCUGUUCUUCUGACUCCUCUUCCUCCUCCACACCUGCCGGCGCUGAACCUACUGUCCCAGGAUCCUCUCUGUUCUCCAACAUCCCAGGGCACAAGCUGGGCUGCUACUUCUGCAAUGAUGUGGUGGCACCAGGAGAUUCAACCAGGGAUCGAACUCUGGAUCAACAGUGCACAGUCAGCAGACCAGGCCUGGCCAUGAUAGCUGGAGCCCUCGCUGUGGAGAUGAUGGUGUCCAUACUGCAACACACUGAAGGAGGCUAUGCAAUAGCCAGCAGCAGUGAUGACAGAAUGAAUGAACCUCCCACCUCUCUGGGUCUAGUGCCACAUCAGAUCCGGGGCUUUCUGUCAAGGUUUGACAAUGUCCUGCCUGCAAGCCUGGCCUUUGACAAAUGCACUGCCUGCUCACCCAUUGUCAUUGAGCACUAUGAGAGGGAAGGUUUCAACUUCCUGUCUAAGGUUUUUAAUUCCUCCCACUCAUUUCUGGAGGACCUGACGGGGCUGACACUGCUGCACCAGGAGACACAGGCUGCAGAGAUUUGGGAUAUGAGCGACGAUGAGAGCAUCUGAAGGACUGGAGGAGCAAACCCUUAUCCCCCACACACCCCCAUCCUUCAGCUUCUGUCUGUUUUUGAUUUUUUUCAAGGAAGUACGUUUACAAAGGAAAAGGGCUUUGCAGGUGACAGUACACACACAGAUAAAACUCAAUUGAACCAAGCUAUCAAAUUCCUAUAAGUUCAUUUGGAGUACCGAUAAGACCUUCCCAAUAGAGUAAUUCGAUUACAAUUACAAACAAUGAAAGACUUAGAAACUGCUAAAACAUUCAGUGAAUCUCCGUUUGUCAUUUUGUGUGUAUUUCCCUGUCGUAUUUAAGGGAGAAUGUAACAAAGCAUUUGUAUUAUUGGACUUUAUUAUUAUUAUUUUGUUCUUAGUAAAAAGCCUCACUUAAUAGACCCAGGUUCAAUCCCCCCCACUGUCUCUCCAUCAACACAUUUAAUGGGUUUGCUGUGUCCUUUGGCAAGACAUUGACUAACAACAUCUGCUCGCUCAUUCAGCGUGCUUCAGAUUGAUUAUGAAACUACAAAAACACAGUCGACAACUCAGCAAAUCCAUCCAUUUCGCCCUGUGUUUACUGGAGACUGUGAUACAUACAGUGCAGUUAAUAAUAAAACCAGCUCACAGAUGUUACUGUGCGACUGAUGUGGAAACUAUUUACUGUCGCUGUAGACAACCUGGGAGCUCAAACUGCACGGUUUAAUCUAAAAGAGCCGACGGACAAACUGAAGGUUUUGUGUGUUUUGACGCUUGCAUGUCUUUCUGUUGCAUUUCUUACUCUGCUGUGUGAUAUGUGUCUGUACUUAUUAGAUGUAUGAUAUUUUCAACUGCCGCCUUGAUAUGAAUGGAAAAUAAUUAAUGCAAUGUGAGAAAAAUGUGACCUUCUUUUCAGAAUUUCAAAAGUUAUGUCAGAAUUGUGAGAAAAAUAUGAUUCUGGGAAAAACCCCAGACCCCAGACUUUUUCCUCAUAUGAAUUCCUAAGAACUGAAACUAAACAUGUAAUUCUGACUUGACAAUGUUCUGUUCUCAGAGCUGUUUUUGUCAUGCUUUUUUUCUUCUGUAAGUACUUAAUCAAUUAAUAAACUAUCUCUUUAUUA
Eleginops maclovinus (Patagonian blennie) is the source of this 3817-nucleotide messenger RNA. It is a transcript of the gene atg7, whose product is annotated as ATG7 autophagy related 7 homolog (S. cerevisiae). The transcript is spliced from 19 exons. Gene Ontology annotation, molecular function: Atg8 activating enzyme activity; Atg12 activating enzyme activity. Gene Ontology annotation, biological process: C-terminal protein lipidation; protein modification by small protein conjugation; autophagy of mitochondrion. The coding region runs from base 579 to 2735 and encodes 718 amino acids. The record is from RefSeq and is a predicted model, not a curated record. Gene Ontology annotation, cellular component: cytoplasm; phagophore assembly site. NCBI's taxonomy places the organism in Eukaryota, Metazoa, Chordata, Actinopteri, Perciformes, Eleginopidae.